Messenger RNA from Drosophila subobscura, 4587 nucleotides. RefSeq lists its product as uncharacterized. The record is from RefSeq and is a predicted model, not a curated record. The coding region runs from base 339 to 4448 and encodes 1369 amino acids. Gene Ontology annotation, cellular component: membrane. The transcript has 8 exons. Lineage: Eukaryota; Metazoa; Arthropoda; Insecta; Diptera; Drosophilidae. Gene Ontology annotation, biological process: sodium ion transmembrane transport.
UUUUUUAUUAACUUUUUCUUAAAGUUGUGUUGUGGUGCGAGGUGCGGGUCGCAGUGAAACGAACGAACUCGAGUGUCGCCUUGGUCGCGACGGUAACGCAACGCAAACAGCUCUAGAAACGCAAACCAACUCGAAAAGAAUAGCAAAUUAUUCAAUUUUUCUGAUGAAUUCAGAGGAAAAGAAGAUACAAAAUAUCAAAAUUACCAAUCGCGUGCACGUGUGUGUCCAAUUUGAACCCACAGCUCCUGCUCAACACUGGGCCCAGCAGCAGGAUAACAGCAGGCGCCGCUUGCCAACACACGAGAACCAGCCGUCAGCUGUGCGGCAAUGCCAACAAAAUGAAUAAUAAAGAACAAGCAGCAGGCCGGGGGGAAUUCAAACGCAAUUCAAAUGCCUACGCUAGUCUACCACCCACACCAUCCACAUCCUCCGCGGCAGCAGGUGCAAACACAGGACCCACAGCGGGCAAGCCGCGCAGACAGCAACAGAAACAACAACAGGAGCCCGAGCGUUAUGGACUCUCGCACAGCCUCUCGAGCGAAUCGAUGCGCCAGGCCUGUGACUAUUACGACGAUGAACUGAGCGACGAGGAUCUAAUUGAGAUCCAGCAAACACCACAAGGCUUCCAUCAGCAGAAGCAAAAAUCCAAGCAAAAGCAGCAGCUGCAGCUCCAACCCAUUAGCUUUAAGAUGGACACAAACGAGGACGAUCGAAGUGCCUUUUGCGGCAGCCAGGAGAUGCAGCCGCCACCACUGAGUACGCCCAUCAAGCGAGAUCAGGGCGAGACGAAUGAGGCUGAGCUGUGUGUGCUGAACGAACUGGACGCCAUACUGGACGUGCACGGUGCCUCGCAGCUAAAUGGCAGCUCCACGCGCAACUCCUCCCCCUCGAUGCACAGCGACGAUGACAAGGUGGAGGACUACUUGAUGGAUCUGGACAACUAUCUGGAGGAAAUGGACAAUGCCCUCAGUCGAGAGGACUCGCUGGUCAUCAUCGAUGGCGGCAGUCACUCGAGCCUCAAGCGAGAGCCGCGCACACGCACCCUGCCGCUGAGCAGAAAACGAAAGGCACACAAAAAGUCUGCCCCGAAUGAGGAUGAUGCCAGCUCCAGCGGUGACUUUCUGCGAGAGCAUCAAAUACGCAAGACAUUUAGCUGUUCCCUGAGGCCCAGCACAAGCGAAGCGGCGGCAGCAGCAGCAGCCUGCUCAAGUGCCACCUCCCUGGAUGAGCCAGUCGCAGAUGUGUGGCUGCGCCAGUCCUUGCGACGCGCCAUGGAGCAGCAGCAGGACCAUGAAUCAGAUGAGACCAAAGCCACAGUGGGGGAAGAAGAUGAUUUGCCCACAUUGCUAGUGGAUUUGCCGCACAGGCGGGAGGCGGAUAUGCGUCGUUGCUUCUCGCAAGGGGAUUGCCCGGAGGCGCUGCUCCAGCACCAGGAACCGCAACAGUAUGGCUCGGAGAUGCUCACCGAGGCGCACAUCUUCGAUAAUUUGCUGCAGAACGAACAGCGAACGGCGGCGCGUGCCUCCAGCGAGGAGCGACCCCGGCAAUAUGGUCGCCGCCUGGAGGGACCGCCCACUCCAUCGCGUGGGGGCGCAGCUGCGGGACAGGGCCGCCCGCAGAGCGCACCAACGAGGGUGUAUCUGCCCGAGUCGGAGACGCCAACGCAUCAAAUGAUGACCACCUGCUCGGAACUGAGCUCCGUGCGCUCCUCCCGCAUGCCCAGUCCCCUGUCCCUGGUCUCGGAUAGCAGCAGCAGUUCGGUGAGCACGACCCAUGAUCAGGAGGAUGCGGAUCAGGACCAAGUGGAGCUGCAGGCGCAGAGCACCACCAUGUGUAGUGCCAGCAGCACCACCCCAUUGGAGCCGCUGCAUCUGCCGCUGAGAGAGAAGUGCGGCUUCAACAGCCAGUGGCCACAUGCCGCCAGUCGCACUCUCUCGCUGAUGGCCUGCACCCUCGGAGUGUUCAAUUUGUGCCGCUUUGCCGUGCUCACCAUGAACUAUGGCGGCAACUUUCUGCUUCAGUUCCUGAUGCUCUCCAUCAUCUUUGGCAUCCCGAUGUUCUGGCUGCAGAUGUGCCUCGGGGCCAAGAUCCGUGCUGGGCCCGUGUCCAUGUGGAAGAUCAGUCCGAUCUGCUCCGGCGUGGGCAUUGCUCUGGUGAUGGUUCAGUGCUUUCUGGCCAUCUACUCGACGGUGUCGAUUGCCUGGAUUCUGGUCUAUCUGCGGGAUGUCUUUCCCACAGCCGAGCGCAUCGGCUAUCGCUGGCAGGAGUUGGCCUUUCCCUAUCGCUAUGACACGGCCAAUGCCACUGGGAAUCUCACCCAAACGGUCGCCGAGUACUUUAACAUUGUCGUGCUGCAGCGUCUGCAUCUGGCCAAGCAUCCGGAUGCGAGUGGCGUGCGCUUUCAUGUCAACGAUCGGCAGCUGGCCUUCUACUUGGCUCUCAUCUGGGCGGGCGUCUUCCUCAUACUCUGCAAAGGUCUGAAAUCUCUUGGGAAAUUCGCAUAUCUCAUCAACACGCUGCCCCUGCUGGCUCUCGCGGUGGUCACAGUGAAGUUUCUCCAUGUCGUUGAUCCCACAAAGCUGCAGAACGUCUUUGCUGCCAGCGAUUUCGAUGAGUUUCUCGUGAAUUCCAACAGCUGGACGGCGGCCACACAGGAGACUUUCCUCACCUGGGGCCUGCUGGGUGCCUCGGUCAUAGCCAUAACCAGUCGCACACAUGCCAGUGUCUCGAAGACAACGCUGCGACGCGAUGCCAUUGUGCUGGUGCUGCUCACCCUUCUAGGCUUGGGGCUGAUGGCGCUGCUGGCCCUCUGCUGUGCUCAGAUACUCUGGCAGCAUGGCUACAUCUAUGUGCCGGGAUCCUUCGAGAAUGCCGACAGCUAUACGUCCGUUUACUCGCUGCAGUCGCACACCAAUCCCCAGCUGCUGUCGUAUCCGCGCUCGCUGGUGCCGCACUAUUCCUCGUUCAUUGGGGAAACGUAUCGUCGAAAUCGCACCAUGAUACACAUUGAGAGCGGCUUCCAGGCGCUGCGCUUCAUCACCGAACUCUUUCCGGCCGUUCUAUCGCUGGCCAGUGACAGCAUCUCCUGGGUCUGGGCUGCUGUGGCGUUUGCCCUCUUCGCCUGCUUUGGCUUGGCUCAGUUGUGUGUGAUGUGGAAACCCAUUUCGAGUGCGUUGGGCAACUCGACCAGCUCCGUGCUGCUGAGCUGCGUCACGGGGCUGCUGCUGAGCAUUCCGUUUGCCACCGAGAUGGGCAUUUCGAUACUGUACUACGUGGACUUUCUGCUGGGAGGCUCCUGGUUUAUACCCAUCAUCUGGACAGCUCAGAUAUUUGGAGUGUUUCUCAUACGCGGACGUCCAUACAAUGGCGAUGAUUUGGUCAACGAUCUGCGCAUGUGCGGCUCCAUGUCCGCCUUCCUGGCGCUCUCCUGGAAUGUGCUGCUGCCCAUUGGCCUGAUUACGCUCUCGGUGGUGGACUACAAGGCAUCGCUGUCGAAUCAGUUCUACUAUUGGCGCGGCAAGUCGUACUUUAGCUACUGGCUUCGCAAGACGGGCAGCCUCAUCCAAAUUGGCAUCGUUUUGGUCAUUCCCGUCACGGCCAUCAUUCAGAUUUAUCGCUACUUGACCCACGGACCCCCGGACAUCCUAGAGCGCAUUCAACUGCUGUACCGUCCGCCGGAGGAGGGAGACGAGCCGCGACGCCCUUCGGCACGUCAGACCACAUCCCAGGGGCGUCGCAAUGCGUCCGGGCAGCAGCAAGACAACGGGCAGCUUGACGCCCAGAAUGAUGCCCCGCCCAAGUACACGCCGCCGCCAUCGUACACCACUGCGACUGGCGCUCGCUUGGCCAAGCUGCUGCGCCAGAGCAUUAGACGCAGCGUGCGCAGAGUUCUCGGAGAUUCUUCCAGGCGCACACGACCCGUGCUCAGCAUUGAUGCAGAGUCUGGAUCGCCCGUGGCACCGCCCGACUAUCUGACCAUACUGACCAAUCCAGCGGGAAGCAGCUCCAAUGCGGAGGCUGAACUGUCGCCAGUUGGCAGCAGUAGCAGCAGCAGCGGCGACAGUCCCGAGUCGAUUGAGAUUGGGCAGCGUCCCAGCCACGCUGGCUAUGCACAACGUUCGCAGUCGCUGGGCCGGAAGCUGCAUCGGCCAGGUUCGGAGACGGUGUCCACCUCGGCCAUGGCCACGCUGGAGCGGCGUCCGUACACCGCCGAGGAUGUGGUCACCAUUUUGCGCUCCUCGGUGCGUCAUCGCCAGCCGCCGUUGGUACGUCAGGGCGGGACUGCCAGCACUUUGCCACGUCCGCCUGCAGCGGCCAUGUCCACGCACCUGGAGGAUGCCUCGUUUCGCUCCAUCGAGAAUCUGGUGCUGAAUGCCGAGCCACCCGAUCGGACGCCCGGCGUGGAGGUGCAGGACGAGUGUGCGCAAAAUAAUACAUCUGUGAUUUAAUUGACUAAUUUCGUGUCGUACAGAAGCCAACUCUCUGCUACGAGCCACAUAUCUGCUUGCUUUCUUAGACUUGAUUAGCGCUAGUUAUACAAAUACGAAUAUUACUUGUAGUUAUGCGAAUAAUAAUAAUGAGAAGAAC